Molecule: messenger RNA, 651 nt
Organism: Capsella rubella
Lineage: Eukaryota; Viridiplantae; Streptophyta; Magnoliopsida; Brassicales; Brassicaceae
Product: protein DOWNSTREAM OF FLC
Exons: 2
Coding region: 85-567 (160 amino acids)
Source: RefSeq, a predicted model, not a curated record
ACUUCUCUUCUAUGUCCUCUCUUCUCUUUUAUAAAAAAAACCUAAUCCUCUGUGUGUAAAAACAUAUCUCUAGUUAAAAAAAAAAUGUCCAAAGCGGUUUUACUCUUUGCUCUCUGCUUUUUACAGGUUCUUGCCAUCAUCGCGGCUCGGCCUAACAAGAACCCUUUCGUCGUGCGAGGCCGUGUCUAUUGCGACACUUGCCUCGCUGGUUUCGAAACUUCAGCCUCCACUUACAUUCCUGGUGCGGUGGUUAGAUUGGAAUGUAAAGAUAGGAGAACAAUGGAGUUAACGUAUAGCCAUGAGGCGAGAACUGACUCAACAGGAUCAUACAAGAUCUUGGUUAGUGAAGACCAUGAUGAUCAGUUCUGUGAUGCAACAUUGGUUCGUAGUUCUCAGUUACGGUGUUCUAAUGUUUCCCCUGGACAUGACCGUGCUCGUGUGACUCUCACCCGUUUUAACGGUAUUGCUUCUGAUGAACGUUUUGCUAAUAGUUUGGGGUUUGUGAGGGAUGCAGCGAUGCCGGGGUGUGCUGAGAUCAUGAAGCUAUAUCAAGAAACUGAGGACUAAGUUUCUAAGUUUUAUUAUAUGUAUGUUUGUGGUAUUACUAUGUUGCAGCUUGUGUUUCUAUUACACAUCUUUGUCAUGGUUUUA